Anguilla anguilla (European eel) is the source of this 3990-nucleotide messenger RNA. It is a transcript of the gene pth3r, whose product is annotated as parathyroid hormone 3 receptor. Gene Ontology annotation, molecular function: peptide hormone binding; G protein-coupled peptide receptor activity; parathyroid hormone receptor activity. The transcript is spliced from 13 exons. Bases 472 to 2139 code for a protein of 555 amino acids. Gene Ontology annotation, cellular component: plasma membrane. Gene Ontology annotation, biological process: adenylate cyclase-modulating G protein-coupled receptor signaling pathway; cell surface receptor signaling pathway. Lineage: Eukaryota; Metazoa; Chordata; Actinopteri; Anguilliformes; Anguillidae. The record is from RefSeq and is a predicted model, not a curated record.
ACAGCCGACUCAGCUCAGAGAGGGAGUACAGCUCAGAGGAGAAAGGCAUUCGUCCCCAGCUAGAGCCCAACCCCACACUAAAGAGUGAGAAGAAGAUGCCACACUGCUGAAGGAGUGCACACUCAAAGGGCAGUCAGAAGAGCGGACUGUGCAGAGCUACGGGAGUGAUGAGAUCCAGAUCCCAUAGGCUGAAUGGCAAAGCAUUUCAGAGACACUAAGAGUUUGCUGGGAUUCUUUCAUUAAUGGGACAUUAGGACCAGGGUAAUUCCAAAGAGGAUCUUCCAGUGAUCCUCUUUUUUUCUCUCAUUAACGGCGAAUGGGGACAAAGAUGGCAACAGUUGCAAUGCCGCUUAUACCCAAGAAUCGCGGUUGGUGUUUUUGGGAGCUGCUCACCCAGAUAGCCCCCUAAGGAGUUCAGAAUCCUUUUCUACUGGAGUACAAAGCUUCGCUUUUGGGGUUUAAAUAGAUAGGAUGGCUGCAUGGGCCAAAACAGGAACUAUGUCAUCUGUGAAAGGAGUUGUCUUCCUUCUAUGUUUUACCUUGGAGGUGAUCAGUGCAUUGGUGGAUUCGGAUGAUGUCAUCACAAGGGACGAGCAGAUCUACCUCCUGCUUGGAGCCAGGGCCAAGUGUGAGAGGAGCAUUCGUGCCCAGCUGGACACAGUCAGAGACACUGACUGCGUGCCAGAGUGGGAUGGUAUAAUCUGCUGGCCUAAGGGGAAGCCCAGCCAGCUGAUUUCUGCUCUCUGUCCUGACUACAUCUAUGACUUUAACCACAGAGGCCGUGCAUACCGGCAGUGUGAUGCCUGGGGGAACUGGGAGCAGGUGCCCAGUGUGAACCGCACAUGGGCCAACUACACUGAGUGCACCACCUACCUGCUGUCCACUCACAGGAACCAAGAAGAGGAAGUGUUUAAGCGCCUGCAUCUGAUGUACACCAUUGGGUACUCCAUCUCCCUGGUCUCCCUGCUGGUGGCUGUCUCCAUCCUGUGCUACUUCAAGAGGCUGCACUGCACUCGUAACUACAUCCACAUCCACCUUUUUUCUUCCUUCAUUUGUCGUGCCAUCAGCAUUUUUGUGAAGGAUGCUGUGCUGUACACUGUAUCUGAUGAGGGUAGGACUGAGGACAACAUCACUGGACACAGACCCCAAAUGGCAGGCUGCAAAGUAGCUGUGACCUUUUUCCUCUACUUCCUGGCCACCAACCACUACUGGAUCCUGGUGGAGGGGCUCUACCUGCACAGCCUCAUAUUCAUGGCCUUCCUGUCUGACAAGAACUACCUUUGGGCCCUCAUCAUCAUCGGCUGGGGGGUCCCAGCUGUGUUUGUGUCCAUUUGGGUCAGUGCCCGUGCUUCACUUGCUGACACUCAAUGUUGGGACAUCAGUGCAGGAAAUCUGAAGUGGAUCUAUCAAGUUCCAAUCCUGGCAGCAAUUGUUGUGAACUUCUUCCUGUUCCUCAACAUUGUGAGAGUUCUGGCCUCCAAACUUUGGGAGACCAACACAGGCAAACUGGACCCACGCCAGCAGUAUAGGAAGUUGUUGAAGUCCACACUGGUGCUGAUGCCUCUGUUUGGGGUGCACUACAUGGUGUUUAUGGCUCUGCCGUACACAGAGGUGACUGGCUUGCUGUGGCAGGUGCAGAUGCACUACGAGAUGUUCUUCAAUUCCUCACAGGGAUUCUUUGUGGCAUUCAUCUACUGCUUCUGCAAUGGAGAGGUACAGGCAGAGGUGAAGAAGGCGUGGCUACGGCGGAGUCUCACUCUGGACCUGAAGCAGAAGGCGCGGGUGACGAGCAGCGGGGGAAGCUGCUACUACGGCGGCAUGACCUCCCACGCGACCAACAGCGUCAGCCUCAGCGUGGCAGCCACCAAGGGCCUGUCCCUGACGGGCGGGCGGCAGCGCCUGGCUCCGCUGCAUCCCCUGUCCAGCCUCCCCGGCUACGUGCCCGGCGCCUCCGAGGCCCCCCUCCCCUCGCCGGCCCAGCGGGAGCAGGCCCAGAGGAGGCCGGGGCUGCUGCCGCACAGGCCCAGGGCCAUUGAGAGGAGCGUGGAGGAGAGGGACGCUGUGGUCCCGCUCUCCUCCGACGAGGAGCCCUGCUGCCCCUGCUCCCUGUCCGUUAAGGAGUUUGAGACCAUCCUGUGAAAUCCCAUUGCCGUCUGUUGUCUGUGUCUCCACAGAGAAAUCCCCUUCCCUGCCUGUCAUUGCAGGAUGACAUCCAUUGUAAUUGGUAUGCGGUAGUUUCUAAUUCUGUGGCAUGUUCCAUUCAACACUGCCGUGACAAGCUGGUUGUCUGCAGGCAGCAAAGACUCAAAGACAUGAGACAUGCUGCCAUGUGGAAGUUCAUAAGAAAAUGAGGCUGCUGUGAUGUCAUUAACCCACAGUGACCUUUGGUCAGGUUAACUAGCUACAACAUCCUAUUGUAAACUAUUGAAUAGGGAAAGUGAUUUUGAACCAUUUAGCCACUGACUAGGGAAGUCAACUGAAUUACAGUGAAGCAACAAUUACAACAUAAACCUUAUUGUCUGUUGAGCUCAUAGGUAUGCUGUUGUUUUUGUGCCAUUUUAUUGAGUAUUGAGUGCUGAAUGGAAACUACCGUUUGCUACUGUAAGGGGUCACACCGGAUUUAAAGAAACACCUGCACAAGUGGCUAGUACAAAGCUGAAAUAUUUACCCAAUAGAAGCUACUUUUACUUGCAUUUGGCAGCUUGGUUAGUGUGAAUUUCAAGCCCUUUAACUACACAAUAAUUCAAGGCAAAAUCCAAAGGCAUUUGAGUAUUUUCAAAUACAAUGCUUAAAAGCCAAAUGUUCUUCCAAACACUUUUCAAAUCUAUACAAGUAACUUUAAAACCAGCAGCAUUUUUCAUUUUUGGCUUCCAUUCAGGAAUAAUUGCAAAAAUUUGUCUCUGUCGGUAUCUUUGGCACCCCGAUACCUAAGCCCUGAUAACUAAAAUAGCAUUGCAACCAUCCACAUAUGACUGUAAAUAUAACAAAAGUAUUGUAAUAUGUUAAUAUGUAAAUGUAUGUGUAAACAUUCAAUCUCUUUGUUGUUAUUAAAUUAAAUGGUGAGGAAGUCAAAACUUACAUGAGAAGGGUUGGUGCUGAUUAUGGCCUUUGUUUAAAUACCAGCAUUAAGAACCUCAUUCAUUUAUUCAUUCAAUGAAGACAAAUUAUUGGUUGAUUUGUUGCAAAAUAUCUCCCAGAAAUAAAAUACUAAGUAUUUGAAAGCAUUUCUUACAAAAACCGUAUAAAACUUUUUAACAUAAUCUCAGAUACGUGAAAAUAUUUAAGUUGAAUUAAAUAGUCUGUAUAGGAAAUGUGCUGUUUCAAACAGAUUUACAUAAAAUAAUUAGAAAAUACUUUAAUACACAUUAGACCCAGGUCUGAUAUAGCGCAUUGAACACGGAACCAGUUUAAUACUUGACAAGCUUGAGAUAUUUAUGGCCUUGCUUGAGCUAUUUGUAAUUACUGGCAAGUUGAUUGUAGUUUUAUUUGGUAAUUUGAUGUAACUUUGUUCAGCAGAGAAGACUUUUGAGUUUGCUUGUGAAAGUCUCAUGUAAAAUGUGAAACGUAAGAAAAAUGUCGGAAACAGUCCCAUUUGCUGUUAUCUGAAAAGGAAAGUAGUCAGGAUUCAUUGGACGCUAAUCCGCUUACAUAAUGUCUGCAUUCUGCCUUGUUGUUGGCUGUGCUGUAUGCUCUCUGGUCUGCUUCACUGUUUACUGUGCCUACAGUUUGCUUGCCUACUUUCUAGUUUGACCUUGAAUAUUAUCAUUGUGAAGGCUAUGUGGGUUUUUGAUACUCUAGAAAUCAGAAAAUCUUCAGCAUGAAAAACUUGACAUGUCAAUCACUGCAUUGGUGUUAUAUAAUGUUGGUGAUAAGGCUGCCAUCUUUAUUCAUGGCACAAGAUUGUACUGUUCUGUAAAACUGCAAUAUAAAAUGCAAGAGAAAAAAAAUGAAGGGCCGUUUCAUACAUAAAAAUCUUCAGUGCUGUCUUGA